Messenger RNA from Nicotiana tabacum (common tobacco), 3921 nucleotides. RefSeq names its product AP-1 complex subunit gamma-2. The record is from RefSeq and is a predicted model, not a curated record. NCBI's taxonomy places the organism in Eukaryota, Viridiplantae, Streptophyta, Magnoliopsida, Solanales, Solanaceae. Gene Ontology annotation, biological process: intracellular protein transport; vesicle-mediated transport. Gene Ontology annotation, cellular component: Golgi apparatus; membrane coat; AP-1 adaptor complex.
UUUUUUUCUUUCCCUUUUUUCCAUGUGAUAAACAGUUCGUUUCUUCAAUUCAAUUUGCAAAAGAGAUCAUCAUCGACACUGUUAUUUCUCCUUUUUACACACACUCUCUCCUUCUUCAUUUCCAGAUCCAAACGGACGAAUCAGCAACUGAUCCAUUCCCAGAUCGUUCAAUUGCAUCUUCCCCAGAUCUCCAAACUCUCAGCUUCAGCUCUCAUUUGUGGGGCUGACCACUAAUCAAACUUGUAAACAGUUAAAAGAAGUCAGCACUCCUGGAUCUGAUCGAGCUUUCCCAUAGUUUCAAAACGGACCCAAUCAUGAAUCCCUUCUCCUCCGGCACGCGUCUCAGGAAGCUUCUUAGUAAUCCUAGAUUGCCGAAAAAUAAAGGCAGCGUGUAAAAAGCAGCCCGUGUUCAUGCUAGAUCCGGGGAAGGGCCUCAGCCAAAGGGGCGGUGACGUAACCUUGCAAGCAUCAGUGGCUAUUUCCACAAUUCGAACAGAGACAACUUUACUGUUGCUCCAAGGCUUCUCUUCACAUUGCUUAAAAAUGAGACUUAUAAAUGGAUCCCCUGAUUUCCAGAUUGUCCUGUAAUGCCAGUCAGAGGGGAAAGACCAAAUUGAAGGAUAUUCCCAAUGUGCUAUGUUGUCUGUUCUUUUGAGCCUGUUGCUCCAUAUCAUGUUUAUAUAGUAAUCAGACCCUUUUGUGGUGGCUUCUGUAAGAGCUGGUUUCUCCUUUUCCUCGAUGACAAGGCUUUAGCAGUGAGAAUGUGGACAUGGAGAAAUAUGAAAAUAAGGGACAUGAUUAGGGCUAUCCGUGCUUCCAAAACUGCAGCAGAAGAGCGUGCCGUAGUAAGAAAAGAGUGUGCUGCUAUUAGAGCUUCAAUCAGUGAAAAUGAUCCAGACUAUAGACAUCGUAAUCUUGCAAAACUCAUGUUCAUUCACAUGCUUGGUUAUCCAACACAUUUUGGUCAAAUGGAAUGCUUGAAGUUAAUCGCAUCUCCAGGAUUUCCAGAGAAACGAAUAGGAUAUCUUGGUCUAAUGUUGCUGCUUGAUGAAAGACAAGAAGUUCUCAUGUUGGUUACAAAUUCUAUAAAACAAGAUCUUAAUCACACCAACCAAUAUAUUGUUGGACUUGCACUUUGUGCCUUGGGGAACAUUUGUUCAGCAGAAAUGGCUCGUGAUUUAGCACCUGAAGUUGAAAGGUUACUGCAGUUUAGAGAUCCUAAUAUUCGAAAGAAGGCAGCACUUUGCUCUAUAAGAAUUAUAAAGAAGGUCCCAGAUCUUGCGGAAAAUUUUGUAAACCCUGUAGCUGCCUUGCUUAAAGAGAAGCACCAUGGAGUUCUCAUCACUGGUGUCCAGCUUUGUUCAGAUCUAUGUAAAGUUAGUACAGAGGCCCUUGAAUAUUUUAGAAAGAAAUGCACAGAUGGUUUAGUGAAAGUUCUAAAGGAUGUUGCCAACAGCCCGUAUGCACCUGAAUAUGACAUUUCUGGCAUUACAGACCCUUUUCUUCAUAUAAGAUUGCUCAAGGUCUUGCGUGUUUUGGGCCAAGGCGAUGCCGACGCUAGUGACUCCAUGAAUGACAUUCUUGCUCAGGUGACAACGAAAACGGAGUCGAACAAAAAUGCAGGCAACGCUAUUCUCUAUGAAUGUGUUGAAACUAUCAUGAGCAUUGAAGAUAAUGGUGGUUUACGUGUGCUUGCUAUUAAUAUUUUGGGAAGAUUUUUGUCCAACCGUGACAAUAAUAUCAGAUAUGUGGCGCUGAACAUGCUGAUGAAAGCUAUAGCUGUAGAUAGUCAAGCAGUACAGAGACACAGGGCAACAAUUUUGGAAUGCGUGAAGGACUCUGAUCCAUCAAUUCGUAAAAGAGCCCUUGAUCUAGUGUAUCUGUUAAUAAACGACAGCAAUGUGAAGCCAUUGACCAAGGAGUUAACUGAACAUCUGGAAGUAAGUGAUCCAGAGUUUAAGGGAGAUCUGACUGCCAAAAUCUGUUCCAUUGUGGAAAAGUUCUCCCCUGAAAAAAUUUGGUACAUUGAUCAGAUGCUCAAGGUCCUCUCUGAGGCUGGAAAUUAUGUGAAGGACGAGGUGUGGCAUGCUCUGAUUGUGGUGAUUACAAAUGCUUCCGACCUCCAUGGAUAUGCUGUACGAUCUUUAUAUAGAGCCGUGCAAACAGCAGGGGAACAGGAAACUCUUGUUCGAGCUGCAGUUUGGUGCAUUGGAGAGUAUGGUGAAAUGUUAGUCAGUAAUGUCGGAAGGCUUGACAUAGAAGAACACCUAACUGUGACAGAGUCGGAUGCUUUGGAUGUGGUGGAGACAUCCAUCAAAAGCCAUUCGUGUGAUCUUAUAACUCGGGCAAUGUGUCUGAUUGCUUUGUUAAAGCUGUCAAGUCGCUUUCCAUCUUGUUCACAGCGGAUAAAUGAUAUCAUUGGUCAGUAUAAAGGAAGCUUUGUGCUUGAACUGCAACAGAGAGCUAUUGAAUUUAACUCGAUUAUCGAGAGGCAUCAGAAUAUGAGGUCUUCGCUAGCAGAGAGAAUGCCAGUUCUGGAUGAAGCAACUUUCAGCGGAAGGAGAGCUGGUUCUGUGCCGGCAGCUGUGUCAACUUCAAAAGGAGUAUCAGUUAAUCUUCCAAAUGGAGCUGCCAAACCCAGUAUUGCUCCUGUUGCUGACUUACUCGAUCUUAGUUUAGAUGAUGCUCCUGCACCUAGCUCUUCUGGUGGAGAGUUUCUUCAGGAUCUUCUUGGUGUCAAUCUGACGCCAGUGUCUUUGCAAUCAGAUACAAAUCAGGGCCAAAAGAGUGGCACUGAUGCUUUACUCGAUCUUUUGUCGAUUGGAACUCCUCCUGCUCAAAACAGCUCAUCUACAGCUCAGAUGUUAUCCUCCAAUAUAGACAAUAAAAGUCCAUUGGAUAUAUUAGAUAGAUUGUCCACACGUUCAGCUCCUUCAGCGCAAGUCUCAUCUACAGGUGGAAACUCUUCCAUGUUGGAUUUAUUGAAUGGGCUUCCUUCCAGUCCACCAAUGUCUGUUACAGAAGGCAGUGGUGCGGGACAUUCAUCAGUUACUGCGUUUGAGAGCAGCUCCUUGAAAUUAACAUUCAAUUGGUCAAAGCAGCCUGGAAACCCACAGACAACACUUAUUGAAGGUAGUUUUACAAAUAAGUCACAAGAUGUUUUCACGGACUUCAUCUUCCAGGCAGCAGUUCCAAAGUUCCUUCAGCUGCAAUUGGAUCCAGCUAGCGGUAAUACCCUACCUGCAAGUGGUAAUGGAUCAAUCACACAAAAGUUAAGAGUCACAAACAGCCAACAUGGCAAGAAAUCCAUUGUCAUGCGUAUACGGAUAAGUUAUAAGGUGAAUAACAAAGAUGUCUUGGAGGAAGGCCAAAUCAACAAUUUUCCUCGUGAUUUGUGAGGUUGAAUGGCUCUAUAAGAGGAUGCUUUGUAGCAUUUCGUCUUUUUUUCAAUAUGAAGAAGCUUCCGUUCGUUGUUUGUACUCCCUUGUGCAGUUUAUUCAAUUGUUUUGAAGAAGUGGCAGUCUGGUUGAGCUUCAAGUGGUGGCUUUGCUUGGGAAUCAGUCAGAUGCCUGACAUUGCUUACUUCUUUUUUACCUUCCAAGGUGGCAUUGUACAUUAUGAUCUGAUAACCGUGUACGCCAUUGUCAAAGUCAAUUUUUGCCUAUUGAGGAGCUCAAAGGAGGAGGUCAUGUGUUGGACUAGUUAAAAGUUCUGAGAUGUGCAUUGUUCUAGUAUUAUUUUGUUCUAAGAUUUUGGGUGAUCAGAUUCAAAAUGAAGAAUUAUAACACAGGUUUUCCAAUUGGCUUUGCAAUAUUUUUCUCACUUGUGCCAUUAUAAGUGGGGGAUAUAUUCAGUUAUAACGGAGCGCUUCUCAAUUGGUUAUAAUCUUUGGGUUUGCCUAUCGCUAAUUCGUAUUCUUCA